This is a messenger RNA of Dioscorea cayenensis subsp. rotundata (Guinea yam), 4643 nucleotides long. RefSeq names its product protein STICHEL-like 4. The record is from RefSeq and is a predicted model, not a curated record. The transcript is spliced from 9 exons. NCBI's taxonomy places the organism in Eukaryota, Viridiplantae, Streptophyta, Magnoliopsida, Dioscoreales, Dioscoreaceae. Gene Ontology annotation, biological process: DNA repair; DNA-templated DNA replication. Gene Ontology annotation, molecular function: DNA clamp loader activity; DNA-directed DNA polymerase activity; ATP hydrolysis activity. Gene Ontology annotation, cellular component: nucleus; DNA replication factor C complex; DNA polymerase III complex. The coding region runs from base 817 to 4074 and encodes 1085 amino acids.
CCGCUCACUGUAGUACACUAGUGCUGUCACAUGCCUUCUUCUCGUCUGCUCUAUUCUCCAGUUCCUCUCAAGCCUUCUCACCAGAUCGGAGAAACCGAGAUCUACUCUGAGAGUCUUCAUUGGAAUCGUCGUCGUUGAUUCAGGUUUGUUCUUCUUCCAAGUCCAUAUAAAAGCGCUACUUUUCUUUUUGCUUUAUUGUAGUAUUGGUUGUUGUAAUUAUUGUUGUUGUUGGUGGUGGUGGUGGCGGUGUUGAUUUGCCAUGUUCUGAAGGAAAGUUUGUAUUUUGUUUCGUCUCAGACUUGUUUAGAAGUAUUUGGGAUUUGAGGUAGAGUACCUGAAAACGGUGUUUCAUUCAUGUGAGCUGGUGUUUUGUGAGGAGGAGGUGGAGGAGGAGAUUGUUUGAAAUGAAUGUUUGAGUGAGUUUUUCAUUUUGGUGUUCUUUUUAGAAGCACAAUAUGUUUUGGAAACUAGGAAAAAGGAGUUAUUUUUAGUUCUCUUUUGUGAGUUCUUAUAUGGUUGUUAUGAUUGUUCUGCUGCCCUUGAUGGUAUAUUGGUAUCCCUUUAUUGUUUAGAGAGGUUAAUACUUACUCUCUUCAAAGUUGGAUUUUUUUUUAGUGUGUAUCAUCAUGGUGGUGCUUUGAAUCACACUUGUUCUGGUCUUUGCGCAUUGUUCCUGUGGAAUGAGAUGCAUAGCUUGACCUAGCAUUGUUGUAAUCAAGGAUAAAGAAUGUGUCUUUUGGUAUGGAAGACACUGUCAAUCCCUUUUUAUGGUGAUUCUAUGCUGUUUUCUGGCCAAAAUUUGAUCAGAAACUGAUCAUGACCAGAGCAGUCCACGGUGAUACCGUUGAGGAUGAAAAUAGUGCCAUAGGUAUUCAUCUCCGUAGUCAUGCUCAUUUAACCAACUGCAUCCACAUGCAUUGUCAUAGCCCAAUUGCGGGCGAGAGGUCCCUUGUGAAGGACCUUAUUGCUCUCCAGAGGUCAAGGUCCCUAAGGGAUCCUUCCACUCAUCCUCUGUCACGAUCCUCGCCUCCCACAGUUGGCACCUCAAAUAAGAAGCAUAGGAAAAUUGGUGGAGUGGAGAGUGAGAGAGUUGCCACAUCAAAGGUUGCUGCUGCUGAAGCUCUCAGCGAAUACCAGAACGACAGGAUUGGAGUUAAGGAUGCUGAAUCAAGCAUUGGAGUAGAAGCAAGCAGAAAGAAGUACAAGAGCCAUAGAGGUUUGUUACCUCAGAAAGUAGACACAAGGAGAAGAAAGAUCCGUCACACAAACACUGGUGAGCAAAAUGGUCAGGCAGCGCAUGGAACCAGGAAGUUUUCCCACAUUUAUCAUCAUAGAUUACAUAAUGGAAAAGAGAAUCCGUAUGAUGUCGCAGAAACAAGUGGUCUUGGCCAUUACGAUGAACCGGACUUCAGGACAAAGUCCAAGUUUCGGCGUGGAAAGAGUGUUCAAAGUUCAAUUAAUUCAAGAGGUGCCAAAGGUAGAAUUGACAUGCUUUCUGCUUCUAACUCAAUGGCUAGAGCUUCCAAGCAUCAGGAAGUUUGUGUAGGUCAUGAAGGUGGAGAGAUUACUGAGGGGGAGGUUUCUUUAAAUCCAAGAAAUGGAUGUGGAAUUCCUUUGAACUGGUCUAGAAUCCAUAGUAAAGGUAAAACAUUUCUGGAUAUUGCAGGGAGGAGUUUGUCCUGUGGUCUUUCUGAUUCAAAGCUUAGAAAAGCCAAAGAUACUGUUCCACAAGUCCAAAGAAGAAAAACAAAUGCACCAUUGAUGUUUCCUUCUUCGAGUUCAUCUGUAAAUUCAGACUCUGACUCAUUGCCAUUACUUAUUGAGCCCUCAGAAUCUCAUGAAAGUGCUGGAAGUUCUUUUCUAACUGGGGGUUCCUCAGCAGAACAAAUUUCAAAGCAAGAGCAAGACUCUGAGUUUGCAUCUGAAGCAAGAUCAGGAAGUCCGCGUGUUUGUAGAAGAUGCCACUCUGGCAACCAUCAGAGCUUCACACAGAAAUAUGCACCAAAGACAUUCAAGGAUGUUGUGGGACAGAACUUGGUUGUGCAGGCUCUUUCAAAUGCUAUUUUAAGACGGAAAGUUGGUUUUAUGUAUAUUUUUUAUGGGCCGCAUGGAACAGGGAAAACCUCUUGUGCACAUGUUUUUGCUAAAGCUCUGAUUUGUCGAUCAAUGGAACACCCAAAGCCUUGUGAUUCUUGUAGCUCCUGCAUUUCUUACAAUCUUGGAAAAACUAAAAAUGUGCUGGAAGUUAGACCAAUUGGUGGCCUUGAUUUCAAGAGUAUUAUGGAUGCUUUGUACAACAGUGCAUAUAUAUCUGCAUCUCACUAUAAAGUUCUUAUAAUUGACGACAGUGAUACUUUGCUUCCUGAUUCCUGGUGUACAAUAUCCAGAGUCAUUGCUCGAGCACCCCAGAGUGCAGUUUUUAUCUUUGUUUGUUCAGAGCUUGAUCAUUUGCCUCAUUCAAUCGUUUCCCAGUGCCAGAAAUUCUUUUUUCCAAAGCUGAAGGAGUCCUCUAUCAUCCCUGCUCUGCAGUUUAUAUCAAACAGUGAAGGCCUAGAAAUUGACACUGACGCGUUGAAACUUAUAGCAUCACGAGCAGAUGGAUCCUUAAGAGAUGCUGUGAUGACUCUUGAUCAAUUGAGUUUGCUUGGACAGAGAGUUUCACUACCAGUGGUUCAGGAACUUGUUGGUUUGGUAUCUGAUGAUAAACUCGUGGAUCUGCUUGAUUUGGCUUUAUCUGCAGACACUUCAAAUACCAUAAAGAGUGUUAGAGAUGCUGUGGAAAGUGGAGUUGAUCCCCUAGAGCUAAUGUCGCAGCUUGCAGCCACAGUCACUGAUAUUCUUGCUGGUGGGAGUGUUUUCAAUCCAGAAAGACCACAAAGAAAGUUUUUCUGUUGUCCUACUUCAUCAAAAGAAGACAUGGCAAAGUUGCGUCAAGCUCUGAAAAUACUUUCUGAAGCUGAAAAACAGAUGAGGGCUUCAAAUGACAAGAUAACAUGGCUUACAGCUGCAUUGCUCCAACUUGCUCCAAAUCAACAGUAUAUGCUCCAUGAUUCUGUUUUAAAUAAAAGUGCUGAUCACAAAGCAACCAUUUCCCAUGAGCAACGUAUGCCUGUGGUUUCUAACAGCAAGCUGGGUGGACUAGCUGGUUGUCAAGGAACCCAAACAAUCAGUAACAAAAAUAAUAUUAGUGGACUUGCUUCAAAGGCACACAAUGAUAAUGGCAAGUUAUGGUGGUCUGUGGUUGAGAAUCUUCAACGAGAGAAAUUAAAGCAAUUUAUGCAUGAAGAAGGAAAGCUGGUCUCAAUUAGUUCAGAUACUCCUGUUCCUAUUGUGAAAUUAGCAUUCAGCUCACAGGCAAAGAAAUUGAAAGCUGAAAAGUAUAGGGGAGAAAUUAUGCGAGCAUUUGAGGCAGUUAUUUAUUCUGCAAUAAUACUUGAAAUCUGUUGUGAAUUGAAGAACAUAGACCGAGAUAUUCAAGGUCCAUCUACUCUAUCUUUUUCUGGAUAUGGAUCUGCUCGGAUAAAACUUAAACAAAAGACUGCCACCAAUCAAAGGUUGUCGCUCUCUGAUCAUCAUGAUAUUGGAAGAAACGAGAUUACAGAAAUAGUACCUUCUCCUGAGGAUCAUGAAGACACUGACCAAAGAAACAAUGCAACCAUGCUACAAGAUAAAGGAUGGCAAAGUGUACUUGGUGAAGCUACUUCUUCACAGCUCCAUAGAAGGGAGAUAGGCAAACCACAUCAGACACGAAGCUUAGUAAGAGGAAAAGUAUCUCUUGCUCAAAUCAUUCAGCAGUCAAAAGGAAGCAUAAGGCAAAAUGGAUGGUCUAGAUACAAACCCAUCUCAAUUGCUGAAAAGCUUGAAUUAGAGAACUUGAGUCUGGAACCAAGAACAAGAAGUAUAUGUUGCUGGAGAUCCUCUAAAACCACUCGCGGAAAGAUUCCCCGCUUGAGAAUGAGGAGGAAGUCAAAUUCUUUCUUGAAAGUUGCCUUGUUCAAAAGAUGUCUAUGUGCUAGAUCUCCGAGGACAGGUCGAAAAGAGAACGCCGGCUUUGAAGCAUCGUUUGAGUUGUAGACAUAUGGAUGCCAGAUGAGAGCAGUUGAUUUAUUUAGUUCAUUCGUUAUUAUAUUUGAUCAUUGUUUAACUUGGGCAGUGUGUGAGAGGGUUUAAUCAAUCUAGAACCAUGACUUUUCGUCGGUCUCAUUGAUCAGCAUGCAUUAGAGGAAGCAGCCACUAUUUCCACGUACACCAAGAUGGACACAUCCGAUGUAAACCUCAAUUGAUAGAGACAGCCAAAACUGCAUACUAUGUGACAUACUGGAGAAAUACGAGAAGACCGAGAAAACUCUUCGUUCGUAUGUCUAAAUGAUUUUUGGACUUGGAAUUGACUUACUGGAGUAUGGAAGAUUCAAAUAUGUUGUGUUUUGGUAUCUGGAGCUUACAAAGGAUGAAUAAGAAGGUAGACAGAAAUAGGAGGAUGAUCACAUUUGUAUACCUUUGAUUUGCAUUCAUUGUAAUGGUUACUUGUCUGAAUGUAAAUACUGAACCUAAUUGUGGAUAUGUUGCUGUGCUGUGUAAAACUUGAGCAAAUUGUUAGGUGUAUAUAAGCCAACAUAGAUUUAUUUGUUACAUUUGAAAAUUCA